UUCGCUAACAUCAACUUCAGUGCUUUGUUUAAGUGACACAACGAAUCACAGAGAGAGACACACAGAGACCUUGGAAGACUUCAUCAAUGGCUGUCAAACUUUAUAUUGUGUACUACUCCAUGUAUGGACAUGUGGAGAAAUUGGCAGAAGAAAUUAAGAAAGGGGCUGCUUCUGUAGAAGGUGUUGAGGCCAAAUUAUGGCAGGUACCUGAGACACUGCAAGAUGAGGUGCUUGGUAAGAUGAGUGCACCACCCAAGAGUGAUACACCAGUCAUUACCCCCAAUGAACUCUCUGAAGCUGAUGGCUUUGUUUUCGGCUUCCCAACGAGAUUUGGAAUGAUGGCUGCUCAGUUUAAAGCUUUUCUAGAUGCCACUGGAGGCUUAUGGAGAACACAACAGCUUGCUGGCAAGCCUGCUGGAAUCUUCUACAGCACCGGUUCUCAAGGUGGUGGACAAGAGACUACAGCGCUUACAGCUAUCACUCAGCUGGUUCAUCAUGGAAUGAUAUUUGUUCCAAUAGGAUAUACAUUUGGUGCUGGCAUGUUUGAGAUGGAGCAAGUGAAAGGUGGAAGUCCAUAUGGUGCAGGAACUUAUGCUGGUGAUGGCUCAAGACAACCAAGUGAGCUUGAGUUGGAGCAAGCAUUCCACCAAGGGAAGUAUAUUGCCACCAUCACAAAGAAGCUCAAGGAAGCUGCAUAAUGUUGCAUUCAUAUAGACAUACUAUUAAACAAAUACCGUAGUAAUGCUUGAAAACCAUUACCCAUUUUUUAGCAUUGAAAUAUAUUGAGUUAUAUCUGCAAGUAACCUUUUUUUUUUUCUUAUUUAUUUUCGAAAAGAAAAUGCUUUGUAUGCGUGUUACUUGAUUGCAGUGGUUGCAAUUUGUUGAAUGAUGAAAGUUUGUUUGUCUUGUCCUUUUGUUUUAGGCUGAGAAAAUACUUGUUCUCAUCUUUUGUAUUCCCCCUUAAU
Messenger RNA from Gastrolobium bilobum, 965 nucleotides. RefSeq names its product probable NAD(P)H dehydrogenase (quinone) FQR1-like 1. NCBI's taxonomy places the organism in Eukaryota, Viridiplantae, Streptophyta, Magnoliopsida, Fabales, Fabaceae. The record is from RefSeq and is a predicted model, not a curated record. Gene Ontology annotation, molecular function: NAD(P)H dehydrogenase (quinone) activity; FMN binding. The coding region runs from base 87 to 698 and encodes 203 amino acids. The transcript is spliced from 4 exons.